Molecule: messenger RNA, 2175 nt
Organism: Silurus meridionalis
Lineage: Eukaryota; Metazoa; Chordata; Actinopteri; Siluriformes; Siluridae
Gene: dapk3
Product: death-associated protein kinase 3
Exons: 9
Coding region: 129-1496 (455 amino acids)
Biological process (GO): protein phosphorylation; intracellular signal transduction; positive regulation of apoptotic process
Cellular component (GO): nucleus; cytoplasm
Molecular function (GO): ATP binding; protein serine/threonine kinase activity
Source: RefSeq, a predicted model, not a curated record
UAUCGCUCGCCGCGGAGGAGUCCGCUGAAUGACGUCAAUGUGGAGCGAAGGUUCGGCAGAAGGAAUGCAGCGGAUCUGAACACUUGUGUGAAGUCAGCACUAAAGAUCAGGUCUGAGGUCAGUGAGUCAUGGCUGCUUUCAGACAGGAUGAUGUGGAGAAGUUCUAUGAGAUGGGGGAGGAGUUGGGCAGUGGGCAGUUUGCGAUCGUGCGUAAGUGUCGUGAGAAGAGCACGGGCGUGGAGUACGCUGCCAAGUUCAUCAAGAAGCGGCGUUUAUCGUCGAGCAGGAGAGGAGUGAGCCGCGAGGAGAUCGAGCGUGAGGUGAACAUCCUGAGGGAGAUCCAGCACAGCAAUAUAAUCACGCUACACGACAUCUUUGAGAACAAGACGGACGUCAUCCUCAUCCUCGAGCUGGUGUCUGGAGGAGAACUCUUCGACUUCCUGGCUGAGAAAGAGUCUCUGAGCGAGGAGGAGGCCACGCAGUUCCUCAAGCAGAUCCUGGACGGAGUUCACUACCUUCACUCCAAACACAUCGCUCACUUUGACCUCAAGCCUGAGAACAUCAUGCUCCUGGAUAAGAACGUUCCCAAUCCCAGGAUAAAGCUGAUAGACUUCGGCAUUGCGCACCAGAUAAAAGAGGGAAACGAAUUUAAGAACAUCUUUGGAACUCCAGAAUUUGUUGCUCCUGAGAUUGUGAAUUACGAGCCUCUGGGUCUGGAGGCAGACAUGUGGAGCAUCGGUGUUAUCACUUAUAUCCUGUUGAGUGGAGCUUCUCCUUUUCUUGGUGAGACGAAACAAGAAACUCUGACUAACAUCUCAGCAGUGAAUUAUGAUUUUGAUGAGGAGUUUUUUAGUAACACCAGUGAACUCGCCAAAGACUUCAUACGCAGACUACUGGUGAAAGAUCCUAAGAAGAGGAUGACCAUUCAGGACAGUCUGGAACAUCCAUGGAUAAAGGUGAUAAAGAGGCGUAAUGUACGUCAGGAGGAUAACGGAGGUCGUCGUGGUGAACGGCGGCGCCUGAAGACGACUCGUCUGAAAGAGUACACCAUCAAGUCUCACUCCAGCAUGCCUCCCAACAACACCUACGUCAACUUCGAGCGUUUCUCCCGCGUGCUGGAGGAGAUCGCUGCCGCCGAGGACGCGCUGCACCAGCUGGAGCGUAACCGGCGCGCGUGCCGUGACGACGUCACCGCCAUGCUGUCCAUCUUCGAGGAGAAGGAGAGCUGGUACAAGGAGGAGAAUGAGAGCGUGGGUGCCGAGUUGAGCCGCCUCCGGUCCGAGCUGCAGCGCUCCCAGAGCCAGCGCCGACACAACCAGGAGGAGACGCGCAGCACCACGCUCGCAGCUAACGCCCUCAAACGCAAAUUCACUCGCCUGGAGGGGAAGUACCACACGCUGGCCGAGCAGGUGGCCUCCGAGGUGCUCUGGGUGGAGGAGUUGGUACGCUCCAUCGCUGUUGACAACGGAGAUGCGUACAGCACCGGCCUCGCCUGAGCCCGAUGGGAACCUCGAUGGGCUGCGUCCUAAAUCACACACCACCGUAGUGCAUGACCACAGCUCACAAUAACUUGUCCCAGGUGCUAGUGUGUGGAUUGGGACACAGCCCAGUGUAGUGACAUCUGUUACUCACACUCGCUCACACUCUCACACGCUCGCUCACACUUGUUUAUUUUAAUAAACGGAAUUAUGGAAUGGAUUUAUCACAGGAGGCUGAGGAGAUCCCACACCUCUGCACCUUCCAUCUAACACACACACACACACACACACACACACACACGAAUUGCGUUUAUGUUUUGAUCUAACCUGAUAUAUAGCGUAUAGAAUCUUCUCCUGGUCUUCAGCAUGUUCAGGUGUUCCUCUGUAACGUUGCUGUGAGAUGCAUGUAAUAGCAUAUGUUCCCUGGUGCUCUACUUUAUCCCACAGCAAGGAUAUGAGGGAAACCACCCUAAGAGUGUGUGUGUGUGUGUGUGUGUGUGUGUGUGUGUGUGUGUGUGUGUGUGUGUGUAAGACUGAGCUGCAGUGUAACAGUAGAGUUCUGUGUAUUACAUCAUUCCAGUUUUGUAAAACAUUCCAUACUGCAGCGCUUCAGGAUCCUGAACCUUUCAGUUAAUUUAGAGACGUGUAACUUUACUCUGUCUUCAUCCUUAAAAAUAAACAGUAAACAUCUGUCUGA